This is a messenger RNA of Suricata suricatta (meerkat), 738 nucleotides long. It is a transcript of the gene EMP1, whose product is annotated as epithelial membrane protein 1. Lineage: Eukaryota; Metazoa; Chordata; Mammalia; Carnivora; Herpestidae. Bases 207 to 689 code for a protein of 160 amino acids. The transcript has 5 exons. Gene Ontology annotation, cellular component: plasma membrane. The record is from RefSeq and is a predicted model, not a curated record.
CGCAGUGAAAAGAAACCGCCCAUCACACACCCCAGCACACUAGCGCUGGAAAACUUAUAACCUCGGGAGUCAGGUCCCUCCCCUCACUGUGGCCACAUACCUUCGGAAGAGCGGACCAGGCAGCCACCAGCUCCUGCCACUCGGGGAGACUCAGUCACUUAGGACCCUCAGAACUCUCUUUGCUUGUGUGGCAUCAAAACGCCAAGAUGUUGGUAUUACUGGCUGGUAUCUUUGUGGUCCACAUCGCCACUGUCAUCAUGCUGUUCGUCUCCACCAUUGCCAAUGUCUGGGUAGUUUCAAAUGACACAAAAGCAUCAGUAGGUCUUUGGAAAAACUGUACGGAUGGCAUCUGUGAGGGGGCCCUGUCAUAUGCCAGUGAAGAUGCCCUCAAGGCCGUGCAGGCUUUCAUGAUCCUCUCCAUCAUCUUCUCCGUCAUCUCUCUCGUGGUCUUCGUGUUCCAGCUCUUCACCAUGGAGAAAGGAAACCGCUUCUUCCUCUCGGGGGCCACUAUGCUGGUGUGCUGGCUGUGCAUCAUGGUUGGGGUGUCCAUCUAUACUCAUCAUUAUGCCGGUGGUUAUGGAACCCACUUCCUGAAGAGUCACCACGGCUAUUCCUUCAUCCUGGCCUGGAUCUGCUUCUGCUUUAGCUUCAUCAUUGGCAUUCUCUAUCUGGUCCUACGAAAGAAAUAAGGCUGAACAACUUCAUGGGGAUCCGGGGGGUGGGGAGAAGGAAGCCGUU